Psilocybe cubensis is the source of this 477-nucleotide messenger RNA. RefSeq lists its product as uncharacterized. NCBI's taxonomy places the organism in Eukaryota, Fungi, Basidiomycota, Agaricomycetes, Agaricales, Agrocybaceae. The transcript is spliced from 3 exons. The record is from RefSeq and is a predicted model, not a curated record. Bases 1 to 477 code for a protein of 158 amino acids.
AUGUCGGGUGCUAGGCCAACACUUUUGGCCCAUGAACCUUAUUUUCCUCGUUUACUCCCAAAGCCACCACAACCGCACCCAGUCCCCCUUCCCAAAGAGCCUAUAUACGGCCACCUAAAUGCGUAUCGCGACAUUCAACGUGAAAUGGACGACCUCAGCGAUGAGGAGCACGAACUCGAAGAAUUGAACGCCGCUGUUCGUGAUCGAGGCUUCUCCUUUCUUGUUCCUAUCGGGCGCUCGCUUACUCUUCAAGAAGAAAAGAAUGAUAAUGGCCAGGCUGAAGAUGACUCCGAGGAUUCUGUAUCAAUGCAUACCGGUGGACCUCCCUCUAUACUCGAGGAUGAUGGAGAAAAUGACUCUGGUCAAGAUCUUGACGAAAGUAUGGAAGAUCUCGACGAGGAGAUUGCUGAUAACACUGAAGAAAUGAAUGAUGGAGACACUGAAGAGUACGAGGAAGACAGGUCCGAGUUGCUUUAA